CGUCCGGGACCCCACCGCCGACCCGGCGACCCGCCCGCCCGCGAACCGCCCGCCAUGGCGCCUCCGAAGACCGUCCUCGACAAGAUCGUCCACGCGAUAACGACGCUGUCGGACCCGACCGGGAGCUCGCGCGUCGCGCUCGCGAAGUUCCUGAAGCGAGAGUUUGACAUCUCCAACGCGACGCUGAUCAAAAAAGCGCUCGCCAAGGGCGUGAAAGACGGGAAGCUGACGCAGAGAGGGCAGUCGUUCGCGCUCCCGGGGUGCGACUUCGCGCCGCCGGAGGACGAGCGGUUGAGGCACGAGAUCCUUCGCGCGGGCGACGACGACGCGCGCGUCGCGGGGAAGGGCGACGACGUCGUCGUGAGCUACGUGGGCACCUUGGAAUCCGACGGGACCGAAUUCGACGCCUCGGACGCGUUCGGCUUCACGAUUGGCGCGGGCGAGGUGAUCAAAGGAUGGGACCAGGGCGUGGACGGGAUGCGCGUGGGGGAACGACGGAAGCUCGUGGUUCCGCCGAAGCUCGGGUACGGGAAGCGCGGGUCGCCGCCGGAGAUCCCGGGAGACGCGACGUUGACGUUCGUGGUGACGCUCAUCGCGGUGCGGUAGUUUUCAUCGUACGAGUGUAAACAUUUCAUACUAUU
Messenger RNA from Micromonas pusilla CCMP1545, 641 nucleotides. RefSeq lists its product as uncharacterized. The transcript is spliced from 2 exons. Lineage: Eukaryota; Viridiplantae; Chlorophyta; Mamiellophyceae; Mamiellales; Mamiellaceae. Gene Ontology annotation, biological process: protein peptidyl-prolyl isomerization; nucleosome assembly. Gene Ontology annotation, molecular function: DNA binding; peptidyl-prolyl cis-trans isomerase activity. Gene Ontology annotation, cellular component: nucleosome; endoplasmic reticulum. Bases 55 to 606 code for a protein of 183 amino acids. The record is from RefSeq and is a predicted model, not a curated record.